CAUCAACAUUCAACAUAACCUAGAGCGCCUUGAGUUAAGAAAGGUCUGUUGGUGGAUUAGUUGAAUUGAAUCACAGUGUAAUAACUCAAUAAUCAACAUUAAAAACUUUGCUGUGGACAUCUUUUGGAUAUAUAAAUCCCUGAGCACCAAAAAGUAUCCAAGAAAGACGAAAGAUGUCACUUCACAAGGCAGUGGCUAAAUCAUCAGUAGAAGAGAUGGAAGCUUUGCUGGACUCUGGAGCAAAAAUAGACUCCCAGGAUUACAACGGACAGACUGCGCUGUUUUCAGCGAUCCGAGCCAACUUUGAUGCCGGGGUAGAUAUCUUGUUGGCAAGAGGGUGUGAUGUGAAUAUAGCAAACGAUUGUAAUGAAACUCCUUUGCAUCUGGCAGCUUGCAAGUUCAACUUGGGAUUGUUCGAAAAGCUGUUAAAUAGAGGGGCGAAACUGGAAUGUAAAAAUAUAAUAGGAGAGACGCCAUUGCACUCAGCAGUUGUAUGGAGGUUCAGUACCGGGGUCAAACUGUUGUUAGAAAGAGGAGCUUCAGUUCACGCUAGGGACUGUUUAAAUUGCACUCCUGUUGAUUUGGCCUUAAAAAGUGGUAGCGUAGAGAUGCUUCUACUGUUGUUGGACUACGGAGCCGAGUUGCCACCCAAUGUCAGCAAAUUUGGUGAGACUCCUCUACACGUUGUGGCCAGACUGGGACAUGUGGAGAUGGUGGAGGAACUCCUCAUGCGAGGAGCUUCGGUAACCGUGGAGGAUGACAAGGGGAUUAAUCCCUUGCAGGCAUCCUGGAAGCAGCCAAUAGUACAUCAGAUCCUUAUGGAGCACGUUGUGAAGCUAAAUGCUGUCAAAUUGGUGGGGCAUGUAAAAGGAUCAACAGUCAUCAAAGGAAUGUUGUCAUUUAAGAAGGCUUGUUUUCGGGAGAUAAAUAGAAUACGGGAGAGAAGAAUCGGUGCAAAAUCACUCUAUACAGUGUUUUCUAUCUUAGGAGAUCCUACGUUUGUAUUUGAUGAACGUUUUGCAGAAGUAAUUGCAAGUAAAGACUUAAAAAAGCUGUUUCCGCUUUAUGCAAUAAUUAUUUUAAAGUCAUGUUUUGAAAUUGCAAAAAAGAGAUUGAACAUGUUAAAUAUUCUUAUGGAGUGUUUUCCCUUACCAUUACCUCCUGAAAUGAAAAGGAAAAUCUUUAUCAGUCUUUGUGACCAUGAUUUAAAGAACUUGCUAGAGGUUGUUAAAAUGCAAAUGAACAAUUCUACCUUAAGUUAGAAACUAAUCAGUAUUACAAGUACUUUGUUCUUAUUUUAUAAGAUUAUCUUCUUAUAAUAAUAAGAUGGUCAUAAUUGAUCACAUUCAUAAAAUAUCAGUGGGUUCAAUUUUUUAGUUUAAAAUGAUGUAUCUAUUUAUAACAAAAUUCUAACUCUUUUUUUAGAAUAUGGAAUAAAGAAAAUA
Homalodisca vitripennis (glassy-winged sharpshooter) is the source of this 1445-nucleotide messenger RNA. Its product is annotated as ankyrin-1-like. The transcript is spliced from 2 exons. Gene Ontology annotation, molecular function: protein binding. The record is from RefSeq and is a predicted model, not a curated record. The coding region runs from base 174 to 1262 and encodes 362 amino acids. NCBI's taxonomy places the organism in Eukaryota, Metazoa, Arthropoda, Insecta, Hemiptera, Cicadellidae.